Camelus dromedarius (Arabian camel) is the source of this 2122-nucleotide messenger RNA. Its product is annotated as sulfotransferase 6B1-like. Lineage: Eukaryota; Metazoa; Chordata; Mammalia; Artiodactyla; Camelidae. Bases 126 to 983 code for a protein of 285 amino acids. Gene Ontology annotation, molecular function: sulfotransferase activity. The transcript has 6 exons. Gene Ontology annotation, biological process: sulfation. The record is from RefSeq and is a predicted model, not a curated record. Gene Ontology annotation, cellular component: cytoplasm.
GUCAGCUCAGUGCUUCUAAGAUUGCAUUGCCAGUGAGCUAGGAUUAAAAUCGAAGAGCACACUUGCUCUGUGCCUUCUGUAAAGUUAGUGUUUAGUAAAUACCUUUUUGAUUGAUUUAAUGAAAGAUGUCAUCCCAGGACCAGUGGAGUGUUCUUCAUAAAUUCAAAGGAAUUCUCUUUUCUACUAUGUCUUCAGAAGAACUUCUAAAUUCCCUGGAUUGUUUUGAUGCAAGAGAAGAUGAUGUUUUUCUGGUUUCCUACCCCAAAUCUGGCACUCACUGGAUUGCAGAAGUCAUUAAGAACAUUCCCAAUGCUAGAAUUACCCUAACAUCUCCUAUUGAAUUGGGAGACAUUUCUAAAUUUGAAGAGCUAAAAACAUACUGUGAGAGAAGAGUUAUUCCAACACAUUUGAGCUAUGACAUGCUACCAACGAAUGUUAAACAGAAACAAUGCAAGGUUAUCUACAUCAUUAGGAAUCCAAAAGACACAGCUGUUUCACUGUUCCACUACUACAGGGAAAACCCUAACCUCCCCGGGAUUGAAACCUGGAACGAAUUUUUUGAGCUGUUCCUAAGAGGAGAUGUUGUAUAUGGAUCUUGGUUUGAUCACGUUUUAAGCUGGGAAGAACACAAAAAUGCUCAAAAUAUCUUAAUUAUAUUCUACGAAGAAAUGAAGACAGAUCUUUCUAAAAACAUAAAGAAAAUAACUACUUUCCUUGGUUUAAACUUGACUGAUGGUGAAAUUAACAUGAUUGCUCGGAAAACGUCAUUCAGUGAAAUGAAAAAUAAUGCAGUCAAAGAAAACUGUGAUCCGAAUCAUACCAUCUGUGCCCUCACAUCUAAUAGGAGACUGGUAUUUAGGAAAGGUGCAGUGGGUGAUUGGAUAAACUACUUUACUUCAAAGCAGAAGAGAGUAUUUGAUGAACUAUUCACAGAGAAAAUGAAACACAGUGAACUAGCAGGUCACUUUGGAGAGUACUCCUAAUAGAAAUGGGAAAUGAAACCAAUUUCCAUUUUUUUGCAGUGCUGUGCUUGGGGAAUACAAAUUUUUCACCAAAGUGGAAAGCAAAUAUUUCUUUCAGUGAGAUAUACACACCUUAUGAAAAAGUGUCAUGUGUGAGAGACUAUUAUUAGCAUACUUGGUGAUACAUAAUUACUAAUAAAAGGAAGUAUAUGAUUUUUGAAUGGCUGAAUUAUAUAUCUGCUUUCAGGAUAUUCAUAAGGCAAAGGAGAUUACUUCUAUUCAGAGAGAGCAUAUUUCUGUGGGUGUUCUAGAAGCUGCAUUAGUGUACUACAAAAGAGGUGAGGGAUUAUCUCAAAUAACAAAUGUCUGAGAAGAAAUUAUUUUCUGCCUGUUUGGACCAUCAUGACCUCUAGACAUUUUUAUUUCAACAUUCCCUGGUGUCUGGGUAGAAAUAGUCUCCAGUAUCAUACAGUGACAAACAUAAUUUUACUAAGGUGGGGAUGUCUGAUAGAUUAUAUCAAUGAUCACAGUCAGUAUAUUGGUGAGAAUAAAGAAUGAAAAAAAAACCCAACUCUUUACCAUUAAAUUGACACUGGCAUGGCAUUCCAGUAUUUUCUUUAUCUUUCAUAAAGUCAAGUUACAAAAUUUCUUAUUUUCCAGUUUUGAAAUGUAUAAGUUUCCUUGAAUUAUUUGUGAUUUUUUACAGUGUUUUGAAUAUGGAUACUUUCUCCCAGAAGCAUUUCUAGUUUUAAUAUAAUCUCUAUAAUUCUCUCUCUCCUAUUGAAUAUUAUUCUGAAGCUUUAGCCUAGAGGACAUUGUAAUGAAAUUUCAAUGAACUUAUUUUAGGAUUAUUACCUAAACAACAAUAUACAAGUUAUGAACAUCUAUGUCAUAUUGUUUACAUCUUGACCAUAAUAUCUAAUUCAAAGCCAAGUGGAAAAUCAAAAUUGUAUAUUGUAUAUGACUCUGAGCUAUAAACUCAAAGCAAUGGGUUGAGUUAGUUAAUUCAGCCACUUCGAUUCUGUACCUCAGUGUAUUGUAAAUGUUAUUUCCAGUAACAAAUCUGUUGGGGUCUUUUGUAUCAAGUUUAUCACAAUUCAGUAAGUAUUAGAUUUUGAUAAAUCUCCUUUAUUAGAUGUAUUUGUUAUCAAUAAAAUGUA